GGAAGCCGGGCUCCGGGGGCGGCUGCUGUGAGAGGGCCCUGGGAGUUGGGGGCCCCCAUAUGGGCGGGACUCCAGGGGGAGGCGGGGCCCGGGAGAGGAGAGGCGGGGCGAGCGCGUCCCGCGGCGCGGAGCCCUGAGCGCUGCCCUGCGCGUCCCGCGGGUCCCGGUGCGGUGGCCGCGCCUCGCCCAGCCAUGCUCCUGCUGCUGGGUCUGUGCCUGGGGCUGCCCCUGUGCGCGGGGGCGCAGGGGGAAGCGCGGAGCUGGGGUGACACUUCGGAGCAAGUUGGACUGAGGGUCCCCAGGCAAGUCAGGCUCUUGCAGAGGCUGAAAACCAAACCUUUGAUGGCAGAAUUCUCGGUGAAGUCCACCAUUAUUUCUCGUUAUGCCUUCACGACGGUUUCCUGCAGAAUGCUGAACAGAGCUUCUGAGGACCAUGAAAUUGAGUUUCAGAUGCAAAUUCCAGCUGCAGCCUUCAUCACCAACUUUACUAUGAUUAUCGGAGACAAGGUGUAUCAGGGUGAAAUUACGGAGAGAGAAAAGAAGAAUGGUGACAGGGUGAAAGAGAAAAGGGACAAAACCACAGAAGAUGAAGGGGAGAAGGAGACUGAUGUAUUCAGAGCCUCCGUGGUCAUCCCCAGCAAGGACAAGGCCGCCUUCUUUCUGAGUUACGAGGAGCUGUUGCAGCGGCGCCUGGGCAAAUACGAGCACGUGGUCAGCGUGCGGCCCCAGCAGCUGGCUGGGAGGCUGGUGGUGGAGGCCGACAUUCUGGAGCAGUCGGGCAUCACGGCCUUGGAGGUGCUGCCACUGCAGAACAGUAGGCAGAAGGGCAGAGGGGACGAUGAUUCCGGACCUCCUCCUUCAACUGUUAUCAACCAAAAUGAGACUUUUGCCAAAAUCGUUUUUAAGCCUAAUGUGGUACAACAAGCCAAGAUUGCCCAGAAUGGGAUUUUGGGAGACUUUGUCAUUCGGUACGACGUCAACAGGGAACAGAGCAUAGGGGACAUCCAGGUUCUAAAUGGCUAUUUUGUGCACUACUUCGCUCCUAAAAACCUUCCUCCUUUACCCAAGAAUGUGGUAUUUGUGCUCGACAGCAGCGCCUCCAUGGUGGGAACCAAACUCCGGCAGACCAAGGAUGCCCUCUUCACCAUUCUCCACGACCUCCGGCCCCAGGACCGUUUCAGCAUCAUAGGAUUCUCCAACCGGAUCAGAGUGUGGAAGGACCACGUGAUACCAGUCACCCCAGACCACAUCAGGGACGGCAAAGUCUACAUUCACCACAUGUCCCCCACUGGAGGCACAGACAUCAACGGGGCCCUGCAGCGGGCCAUCGGGCUGCUCAAUGAUUACAUGGCCCACGGUGACGUGUACGACCGGAGCGUGUCCCUCAUCGUCUUCCUGACAGAUGGGAAGCCCACCGUCGGGGAGACCCACACCCUCAAGAUUCUCAACAACACCAGGGAGGCGGCCCGGGGCCGCGUCUGCAUCUUCACCAUCGGCAUCGGGAGCGACGUGGACUUCAGGCUGCUGGAGAGGCUGUCGCUGGAGAACUGUGGCCUCACGCGGCGCGUGCUGGAGGAGGAGGACGCCGGCGCACAGCUCAUCGGGUUCUAUGAUGAGAUCCGGACUCCUCUCCUCUCUGACAUCCGCGUCGAUUACCCCCCCAACGCAGUGGCACAUGCCACCAAGACACUGUUCCCCAACUACUUCAAUGGCUCUGAGAUCGUCAUCGCAGGGAAGCUGGUGGACAGGCAGCUGGAUCGGCUGCACGUGGAGGUCACCGCCAGCAACAGCAAGAAAUUUGUCGUACUGAAGACAGACGUGCCCGUGGGGCCCCAGAAGGUGGAGGGUGGCCUCCCAGGGAGCCCUGAGCCUGGAGGUGGCGAGGAGGAGGACCCCAACCCCCUGGAGCGCCUCUGGAGCUACCUGACGGUGAAGGAGCUGUUGCGGUCCUGGCUGCAGAGUAACAACGGGCUGGAGAAGGAGCGGCUGAGGCAGCGGGCGCAGGCCCUGGCCGUGAGCCGCCGCUUCCUCACCCCCUUCACCUCCCUGAAGCUGAGGAGGCUGGGCCCUCCCUCGGCCAGUCUAGAGGAGGCCCAGGGUGUGUCGGCUGCUGCAGGACCUGAGCCCGUGUUGCAGAGCUUGCGAGGGGCCAGCACAGUGCCAGGAUCAACGCUCGAGAAACCAUAUGAGCCAAGAAUUAGAAUCUCUAAAACAUCAGUGGAUGGAGACCCCCAUUUUGUGGUGGAUUUCCCCUCGAGCAAACUCACCGUCUGCUUUAACAUCGAUGGGCAGCCAGGGAACAUCCUCAGGCUGGUCUCAGAUCACAGGGACUCCGGUGUGACAGUGAAUGGAGAGUUAAUUGGGGCCCCCGCUCCCCCAAACGGUCACAAGAAGCAGCGCACAUACUUCCGCACCAUCACCAUCCUCGUCAACAAGCCCGAGAGGUCCUACCUUGAGGUCACACCGAGCAGAGUCAUCUUGGACGGCGGGGACAGGCUGGUCCUCCCUUGCAACCAGAGCGUGAUGGUGGGGAGCCGAGGGCUGGAGGUGUCAGUGUCUGCCAACGCCAACGUCACCAUCACCAUCCAGGGCUCCAUUGCCUUCGUCAUCCUCAUUCACCUCUACAAAAGGCCAGCACCAUUCCAGCGGGACCACCUGGGCUUCUACAUCUCCAGUGGCGAAGGCCUGUCCCGCAACUGCCACGGCCUGUUAGGUCAGUUCCUGAACCAGGAUGCCCAAGUUACCGAGGAGCCCAGGGGGCUCGGCAGGAAUCUUACUCACCCUCCGUUCUCCCAGCCAGAAGGGAGGCCUGAGGCCGUCCUCCAGGUGAAAGGCCACCGCGUCCCUGUGAUCUGGAAACAAAGGAAGAUCUACAAUGGGGAAGAGCAGGUGGACUGCUGGUUUGCCAGGAACAACGCCGCCCAGCUGAUUGACGGGGAGUAUGAGGAUUACCUGGCAUCCCACCCGUUUGACACAGAGAUGACACUCGGCCUGGGUCUCUCCAGGGGACUCUGAGACUGGCAGCCUUAGUGAUGAGAGUGUGUGGCAGGAGAGUGUUCUAGGGAACGUGGCGGUGCAUGUGUGUGCCACCUCUAUUCUGGGCAGUUAGCUGUCCUGGUGACCUGCCCCUGAGGAAUGCAGGUGCCACAUCUGCUUGAGCAAAGGGUAGGAGCAGAGAGCUUGAGUGUCAACGUCCUGUCCUUCUCCUCACUCUUUCUGCCUCCUCCACCCUCCGCUCUGCAGCAGAGACACGGUUGCACCGAGGGGAGAAAGAUUGUGGUUAAAAGCAAGGAAGUCUGUUUCCUGUGCCACCUGGCUUGUCUGUCCAUAGCCCAACAGAAGGUAACACAUUGUGUUUCUCUGUGGACAUGGCCACCUUUGGGCACCGUGUUUUUGCCUCCUGCUAAUGCUUCAGAAUCUCUCCUUUUAGCACCACCGUACUUCCCAGAUGUGCAGCCAACCUCUGCCUCAAAGGAACUUCCCAUGGAAGCCAGGCUACCGGUUAUGCAAAUGACAUAUAAAUUUGAUCAGUAUAAAUAAUUAAUUCUUUCCUUAAUGGAGAGUUUUCUUCUGCUGUGGCAUCUUGCCCUUAAAAAUUAGUUUUCAUUUAAAAAACAAUUGAUUGGACAUAGAAAAAUCAACAUUCUGGAUAUUGAUCUCCUUCUAAUGGGCUUUGUAAACCAUUCAACUUUGCUAAUAGAUAUUCUCCAAUUUAUUCCAAUAAGCCAAGUGCUUUUAAUAAACAAGAAAACCCACAUGGAUGCUUUUUGCUGGCUUGGCUUGGUGCUGGAGAAUUCGCCAUGGACUGAUGAUUCUUUUACUUGGAGCUCUUCAGACGUUGUCAAAAUUCCUGGACCUUUACUGCCUGUGGUCCUCCAGGAGGUGAUAAAUGACCUGUGUACAGUCCUGCGAUGGGUGUGUCUGUCCCCAUAGCAAGAAGAAUGUCCAUGCUUAGAAAAGUUGAAAAGGCUUCCUUUAUCUCAGGUGGGCAAAAUCCAGGAAAUCAGCAAGCACAGUAAUUUUGGUUCCAACACUUGCACAAACUUGAUCCCCUAAAGAAAAGGUUAAAAUUUGUGAAGGUCACCCUUCUUAUUCCGAACACCCCCUAUAAAGUUCGGUCAUAUCAUCAAAGGCCAAUCACCCAAGCCUCCCUCUCCACCUCACUCAGAGGUUUCUCAUUUUCCUUCUGCUUAGUCCUCUCAGGGCCACUGUGAGGAGCUUGGUCAGGAAGCAGGUGGCUGUGGGGAAGCUUGGGCCGGACAGUAGAGGACGUAAGAAUGUGGUCAGAGAAAGGGGCAGCUCUGAUGCAGGCCAAAGGUACAGGAUUUGGUCCUCACCAGUGGCUUCUUCUGUUGGGCAAGACGCCAGGCAGCCCUGCCUGAGAGAGACAGGCGUGCUUAGCACUUGAGAGACAUCCAAAUUAGGAAAAUUGUUUAUCGUGUUCAGCUUCCCAGGGGAAACAUUCAGGCAGCAAAAUGACAUCCACAUGUCCCAGUCAGACCCGGCAGCUUCGAGAAUGAAUUGGAGCUGGGGGCUGCCCCUACACUCCCGUCUCAGAGCCUGGUCACUUUGUGAACCCCCACCCAGGGUCUGUCCCCUCUGCUAUUUAUUUGACUCCCAUCCUCUGGAGCUCAGCUGCCUGUUUUCAUUCCAGAGGUUCAGGGACUGCCAGCCCUUAUUUCAGAGCUUGGAGGCAGAGCAGAAGCGAGAGCCAAGGCUGGCCGGGGCCUGGACAACAUCCCACCCCUUCCCAUUGUGUGGAUUACAGCUGGGCACACAGCCCAGGGCCAAGAGCCCCAGGCUGCUGCUGGCCUUGGAGCAGGGAUCUGCUGUUACAGGUGCAGCUCUCAGCCCACACAGAGGGGUCAUACUGGGCAAGACCAGUUUCCACUGCUGCUGCCUUGUAGAAGAGCAGAGAAAAGUACUCCAAUGAGAUACCUGUAGCUCAUGCUCUGACUCAGAAAAUAUAUCAAAGCUGAGUUUUUAUUUUAAAAAUUAUACUUUUGCUUUAGACAAAUACCACUUUUCUUUCUCCUUUUGCUGUAGGUCUCUCUUUUUUGCAAACCAUAUUUACCAUUAAAUUUUCUGUUUUAGCUGGAGGUUAGUAUCUGUGAGCCUGAAACCUCAUACCAAUGCCACACUUAGGAUCUUUUCCUUUUAUAAAAAAUAAGGGGGGGUGGGUGUUUUCUGCUGCCUCCAUGUGUAGUAAAUAGCAAGGUCUUUAAAAUAAAUUCAAAGGACAAGAGAACUUCUCAUCCAUAUGGGGAAACUGAGGCAGGAAAAUCACCCAUUCCCCCCCACUCCCCAUUUAUAUAAAAGACUCAAGGCAGGGCGAGGCAGAACCUCCUUUGUUAGCUUCAACACGCUUCACUGUCUGGGUGAUCAUUUAUUUUCCCUGAGCAUUUAUAAAUAAGGGGGAGGGUCCCUAGCGAUUGAAAGGGAUUGAGAAAUAUGCCAUAAUUAGAGGAGCUAAAUCUCCUUGUAUCGUAAUAGCCGAUGUUAAUGAAUCAUAAUAAUUGACUAAUUGGAACCUGGAGCAGGUUCCUGUCUCUGAAUUUCAAUGCCCUCUGUUGUCUAAAAAAGAAAAGCAUGUGAAUGGGUUGUCUUUAAUAGUUUUCCAAUUUUAGGCUUCAUAUUCCCCAAAUAAAAUAGACUGGACAUUCUAUUAAAAUAGACUGCCCACCUAUGCUAAGUGCUCUAUGUCCCUCUGUUUGGCUUUUUGAGGACUUCAGACUAAAGGGGAGUAUGUUGGAAGUAAAUCAUCCCCACAUCGGUCAGAGCAGGUGGCUGCCCAAAGGGUGCAGAAAUGGGGGGGCCUGGAGAGACAGUCUCUUUGUUCCUGUCAGGAAUAACCCCGAACACUUAAUUGAAUCAUGUAUACUAUAGGUGGAAUAGGAAAAACAUCCAUCCUUUAAAUUUAUCUCUUGGCUAAAUAAACUCUGUGCUGUGGACUAAAUGUUUGCGUCCUCUUAAAAUUCAUAGGUUGAAGCCUAAAUCCUUGAUAUGAUGGUACUUGGAAGUGGGACCUUGGGAAAGUGACUAGGUCUUGAGGGAAGCACUCUCAUAAAUGGGAUUAGUGCCCUUGGAAGAAGUGAAAUAAGAUACAACAGAAGAUGGCCCUUUGCAAACCAGGAAGAGAGCCCUCACCAGAUGCCACACCUGCUGGCGGAUUGAUCUCUUCCCAGCCAUCAGAACCAUGAGAAAUAAAUAUUUGUUGUUGAAGCCAUCCAGUCUGAGAUAUUCUUGUAAUGGCAGCCCAAGCUAAGACACUAAAUCACUUAAAAUAGGAAUCCUUUUUUUCUUUAACCUACCCAGAAUACACACACGGACAUACACAUAUAUACACAGUGCUGCUAUUACAAUUCAAAGGACUCCUGCAACCAUGAGAACACAAAUCCAGUUAAAAGAAAUAGCAAAUAUAAUAAUACAACUUAGCAAAUACUUAGACGUGUAUCUCUAAAUAUUUAUUUCAGUCGGUUUUAUGUACUAAGUAGGGUACGAGAUAGUUCACGUUGAAGAGACAUUUUUCUGAAACAAAAACUUGUAAGGGAAGGAUGUAUAAAAACAAACAACAUAUUGGCAUGUUUAUUUUUUGAGGGAAAAUGUAAUCAGGACUAUAAAGAAUAAAACAUUUGACUCUAACUGUACUGCUUGCCUGUGGGA
This is a messenger RNA of Nycticebus coucang (slow loris), 6663 nucleotides long. It is a transcript of the gene ITIH5, whose product is annotated as inter-alpha-trypsin inhibitor heavy chain 5. NCBI's taxonomy places the organism in Eukaryota, Metazoa, Chordata, Mammalia, Primates, Lorisidae. The transcript is spliced from 14 exons. The record is from RefSeq and is a predicted model, not a curated record. Gene Ontology annotation, molecular function: serine-type endopeptidase inhibitor activity. Gene Ontology annotation, biological process: hyaluronan metabolic process. Bases 193 to 3015 code for a protein of 940 amino acids.